Toxorhynchites rutilus septentrionalis is the source of this 1771-nucleotide messenger RNA. RefSeq names its product synaptic vesicle glycoprotein 2B-like. Gene Ontology annotation, biological process: transmembrane transport. The transcript has 4 exons. Gene Ontology annotation, cellular component: membrane. The record is from RefSeq and is a predicted model, not a curated record. Bases 76 to 1578 code for a protein of 500 amino acids. Gene Ontology annotation, molecular function: transmembrane transporter activity. NCBI's taxonomy places the organism in Eukaryota, Metazoa, Arthropoda, Insecta, Diptera, Culicidae.
AAACAGCCCACAAUUUGCAUUAGUUUGCAAGGAACGCACAACCGGGUCGGCAGCAAAUAUCGAGUGGUUUCGGAAAUGGUUUUCACGGUGGAAAAGAUCGAUUCGUCCGCCCGGAAGCGAUCGUACACGUUCGAUGAAGCUCUAGAAGUGGCAGGAUUUGGACGCGCCCAGCUGCUUCUGGGCGUGCUCGCUGGAUGUUCAGUAAUGGCAUCGAUCAACGAAGCCAUGGGUAUGAGCAUAAUUCUGCCGGCGAGCAAUUGUGACCUGCGAUUGGAUCCCUCCGAGAAGGGGAUGAUCGGUGGAGCGAUAUUUCUAGGGAUUGUUACGUCGUCGUAUUUCUGGGGCUACCAGACGGACACCCGAGGGCGACAGUUUAUAGUGAAGUAUGCGCUGCUUGCCGUAUCGGUAUGCUCGGUGAUCUCCAGCUUCGCCAACGACUUUGCGUCUCUGAUGACGCUGAGGUUCCUCGUGGGGGUGUUUAUGUCCGCCCCCUCAGCUGCUGUGUUCGCUUACUUGGGUGAGUUUUGCACAGCGCAAACGCGAGCCCGGAUGGUGUCAUUCGCUGCGAUCAUAGCUAGCUCGAGCAUAAUUUAUGUUGCGCUAAUCGGUUGGUGGGUUUUAUCCUACGAUUGGAGUUUGGCUGUGACGGAAACUUUUACCUUUAGACCGUGGCGAUUGCUAUUUGUUUUGUACUCAAUUCCUGGUACAAUCGCGGGGAUCGUUUUCUUUUUCUGUCCGGAGAGUCCGAAGUUCCUGCUGUCGCAAGGUCGAGUAGAUGAAGCCCUGAGUGUUCUUAAGCUAGUGUACCGAAUAAACAAAGGAACCGCAGGCAGUAGAUACGAUGGAGUUUCCAUACGACCGGAAGUAGAUGAAGUUCAAGAAACAUCCAAAAGCAUUGUGCAAUCAAUCAAGAAUCAGACAGUUCCCCUUCUCAAGAUGCCAUAUCUAAAAUACCUUAUCGUAUGUUGCGUGAAUAGCAUAAGCGCGUUUGCAAUCUACGGUGGGCUCGGUCUUUGGUACCCUCAAAUUAUGAAUCAAGUCUUCGCCGAUAGUUCAACAAAAAGUACCGAAAUUUGUUCGAUCCUUCAACCAUCAACCGUAAAUGGAACUGAAGAGCUACCGCCACAGCCCACAGUUUGCAGUGAUCAUGUGGAACAGGAAACCUUCAUCUACACGACUAUUCUGGGCGUUUUCGGUGUCACCUACUCAGCUAUUCUAGCGCUCAUCCUCGGUCGAGUCAACGCGAAAACGAUGCUGAUUUUCAACAUGAUCGUGUCGGGAAUCGCCGGGAUUACACUCCAGUUUGUCACCAACAGCUAUGCGGUCGCGAUACUAUUUUGCGUAGAGAUCAUUUUCGCCGGAAUGUGCAUCCAGCUGGUGUACGCAAUAGUGAUCUCGCUGUUCCCGACCCACGUCAAGGGAAUGGCCGUUUCGCUGAUCAACAUGGCCGGACGGCUGAGUUGCUUUGUGGCCAGUGCCGUAAUAGGGCUUCUGAUGGCGCAAAACUGUCCCCUCGCGUUCUACCUGAUGUCCGGAAUGCUGUUUUUGAGCGCAUUGUCAACGUUUUUCCUGCCGUAGAUUGUUACAAACGUUACGAACGCACGCUCGAACGCUGGCUGUGAUGUGUCAAUAUCGAAAUCCCACCAAUGCAAAAAAUACGUUUUUAGCUUUUUUUGUAUCUUGAUAUGGAAAUAUAUUUUCUAAAUAUUUGCCACGAGGAACGUUUUUGCCCUAUAAGACACAUUCAUUCCGAUUGAUAAGAAACCGCCGU